Messenger RNA from Anoplopoma fimbria (sablefish), 3847 nucleotides. It is a transcript of the gene smyd2a, whose product is annotated as SET and MYND domain containing 2a. NCBI's taxonomy places the organism in Eukaryota, Metazoa, Chordata, Actinopteri, Perciformes, Anoplopomatidae. Gene Ontology annotation, molecular function: protein binding. Bases 115 to 1422 code for a protein of 435 amino acids. The transcript is spliced from 12 exons. The record is from RefSeq and is a predicted model, not a curated record. Gene Ontology annotation, cellular component: nucleus.
ACCGGAGAAGAAGACGACGGGGCUCCGGACACAAGGCUCAGAGCAACCCUGCAGACACAGGUGGUGCUCGGUGGUAUCCGAGCGAAGAACCGUGAACGCAACAGUAAAACUACCAUGACGAACGAAGGCAUAGAGGGGACGGAGAGGUUCCUGAGCCCGGGCAGCGGACGGGGCCUGCGGGCGGUGAGGCACUUCGCGGUGGGGGAGCUGGUGUUUGCGUGCCCUGCGUACUCGUACGUGUUGACGGUGAACGAGAGGGGCGCGCAAUGCGAGAACUGCUUCACCAGGAGAGAAGACCUUUUUAAGUGUGGCAAAUGUAAGCAGUCCUACUACUGCAAUGUUGACUGUCAGAGAGGCGAUUGGUCCAUGCAUAAGCUGGAGUGUGUAGCUAUGUGUGCCUACGGGGAAAACUGGUGUCCAUCAGAGACCGUCAGACUGGUGGCUCGAAUCAUCAUGAAACAGAGAGUCACAACAGAGCGCACCCCUUCAGAAAGGCUGCUUCUGCUCACAGAGUUUGAAUCCCAUUUAGAUAAGAUGGACAGUGAGAAGGACGAGAUGAACCAGACAGACAUAGCAGCGCUGCACCACUUCUACUCCAGACACAUCAGUGACCUUCCCGAUGAACAGGCUCUCACGGAGCUCUUUGCACAGGUUAACUGUAAUGGUUUCACCAUAGAGGACGAAGAGCUCUCCCAUCUGGGAUCAGCUGUUUUUCCUGAUGUAGCACUGAUGAAUCACAGCUGCAGUCCUAAUGUCAUAGUGACCUAUAAAGGCACAUUGGCUGAGGUCAGAGCUGUCCAAGAGAUAAACCCCGGAGAUGAGGUCUUUAACAGCUACAUAGACCUGCUCUAUCCAACAGAGGACAGGAAAGAGAGGUUGUUAGAUUCCUACUUCUUCACAUGCCAGUGUACCGAGUGCACAACCAAGUCUAAGGACAAAGCAAAAAUGGAGAUCAAGAAGCUGAGUUCUCCACCAGAGCCAGAAGAAAUCCGAUCUAUGAUCCGUUAUGCCAAGAAUGUCAUCGAGGAGUUCAGGAAGGCCAAACACUACAAGACCCCUAGUGAGCUGCUGGAGAUGUGUGAGCUUAGCCAGGAGAAGAUGGGAGCUAUAUUUGCAGACACCAACGUUUACAUGCUGCACAUGAUGUAUCAGGCCAUGGGUGUCUGUCUCUACAUGCAAGACUGGGACGGAGCUAUGAGCUACGGGGAGAAGAUCAUUCAUCCAUACAGUGUUCACUACCCGGCCUACUCUCUGAAUGUGGCGUCUAUGUAUCUGAAACUGGGACGUCUGUAUUUGGGGCUGGAGAAGAAGAAACAGGGAGUCAGAGCUCUGAAAAAAGCAGUUGCCAUCAUGGAGGUGGCUCAUGGAAAGGAUCACAAUUAUGUAGCAGAAGUCAAACGAGAAAUUGCGGAGAAGAAGUAAACGAGGUGCAGCAGGAGGAGCAAAAAGAUACAUUUGAAAAAAUUUAGGAGAAGCACUGGAUUAAGGAGACUCCCUUAAAGCAACAACAAUACAUGCAUCUAAUUGCCCUCCGAUUUUCAUCGCCCACUCUUUUGUUUUCAAUGCCUCUUUAUAGGCAGAGUUUCUUUUUUUCAUGUCUACAUAUUCUGGCUGAAGAAUACCACGUUUUGAACCUGUACCAGACCUGGAGUUAAAAGCAGACAAAUUUGAUUACAUAUUUUUUGGGGGAAUGAAAACAAUGAAACAGAAUACUUUCUGUGUGCCGAAGCUCAUAAAACCAAUUGAACACCCAUACUGUAAUAUAAAAAGGGAUCAAAUCAGUGGAAAAAAGAAAAACUUAAAGACUGUCUUUAAAGCUGUAUUUUAAUAGAAACAGAGCUUUCAUUUGACCUCUACGUAAAAUCCAUUUUCUGAUGUAAAAUGCUCAGUUAUAUUUCCUUGUGAAAACAUUCACUGUGUUCUUUAGACCCAUCAACAGACCAUGUUUUCAUCAUCAUGUAUGUCUUUGUAAGCAGUUUUAGCUGCACAUUUGGGCCCCGGAGCAGUUGUUUAAUGAUUUGGACUUCUGUACAAACUGAUGUGUAGUUGAUAUCAAGGGCAUUACUACUUUUUCCCAGCCACUGCAUAUUAAUUCUAUCAAACGGAGUUUCUGUCAUCAUUAAUUCUUGUUUAAACUGGGAAAAAAACGUGUCUGACCAUGCAUCAGGUACUCUGUAGCAACGGAGAAAAGAAUGCAAAGAACUGUUCCUGAAUGAAUAAGUCGUUUGAGUGGCUUGUCUUAAAGUAAGUUUGCUUGUUUUAAAUAACCAGAAAACACGUUGCAUGUUUAUGAUAUGCAUUUUCUUUUUUCAUAUGAGACUUGUUGACCAAAGGGGCCACAGGUUUAACUGACAGGGAACCAGCUAUAAUUCUCUACUUAGUGUUUCCUUAAACAGGGGUGCUGAUCUGAGACCAGGGUGCCUGCUGAGUCACAGUGAAGACAUUGGUACUGUGACCUGACCUAUGAUCCUGGAUCAGGGUCCCUAUAAAAAGGCUCAACACUGUAGCUUUUGUUGCCUUUUGUCUAGAGAUGCAUUAUUCUACCAUUUGUUGGGGAUUUCUCAGAAGCAUUGUAAAUCCAGAUAGUCAUUAGCUGGAAAUCAAAUUACUUAAGCAGCAGCAGGCAGAAUAUUAACAUGCAGUAUAACUUGGAAUGAUUACCUUUUACAUGCAGUUGGAAACAGUUUUAAUUGUAUAAUCAACAAGAAUGAAUGCAACAUAUCUUAAAAAGGGGAAUGCAUCUUCCUUUAAUCUCUGCUUUAGUGCCCCCAUCAUGUUUGCAUGGUUUUACUUGUUAUGUUUAAACCAUAAUAUAUAGCAAAUUGUACCAACAUGGCAACUUUUUAAGGAAGUAUUAACUUCAGCAGGAAUGGGUACUCCAAACAAAGACUUGGAGACUCUGGAAGAGUUGACUAUGUGUAUUCAAUAAAAGACCCCGUUCCAAUAUCAUGAGGAGGAGCAGUCAUAGGUCAUGAAACCAAAGUUUUCUCUUUGCUGUUGAUUUGACUGAAUCAUAAGACCAAGCAUGCAGUGUGUGUAAAAGCCUUUAAAAAGCUGAGGCAAUAUAAUCAUCUGGGCCUUAUUUAAGGGUUAUUGUUGCACUCAAAUUUUGUACAUUAUUUGUGAUUAAAUUAUGGCAAAAUGGCAAACCUGUAAGCAAUUUUUGUUCAUUUUUACCAGUUUAUGUCAGUGGACAGUUUGCCUGCCUGCAGUCUUCAAGAGAAACUACAGACACAAAUCUCAUCUUAAGUCUUUUUAAUGCCGGUAGCUUCUCCCUCUUGUUUACUAUGGGAGUGGUUUUAUGCACCUCAUGAAUGUGGGUUACUGAGGGUUAAAAAUGGCCCAUUGUAAUAAGUUGCCUGUGGUCAUAUUUGUAGCAACUCAUAAAUAUGUGACUCUCUGUCACCUGCAAAAAUACAUCAAAUAGGUGCCUGCCUGACAGUUUUGCAAGUGUAAUCCACUGUCUUAGCAACUCUGUUCCACAUGUUUAUUUUUUCAUGUGUUUUUACAAAGGUAAGACGAUGAAAAGAGGGUUUGUAGGCUAGUUUGCACAAGCUUAAAACAUCUAAGCAAUCUGUUUGCCAUUUGAGCGCUUCAUUUUUUUUUUCUUGCCAGACUCUUGACAUGCAUAUCAUUUUUUUCCUGUGAUUUCCUGAAAGAGAACCUGUGACAUAACGGUGAACACCUGAAACACAUACUGCUCAUAUACAACCAGAUGAAAGGCCACACAGAUGUUUUACUGUAAUGAGCUGUUACUUAAUCAGGCAUGAAUGUUGUUCUUUUGGAAUGCACAACUAAAAUCUGAGCCUCUGAUUCUUUCUGUACCAUGUCAGUGGAAAUAAAGAAA